Caenorhabditis auriculariae is the source of this 1916-nucleotide messenger RNA. Lineage: Eukaryota; Metazoa; Nematoda; Chromadorea; Rhabditida; Rhabditidae. The record is from the annotation of a GenBank genome assembly.
AUGACAGCCAACACGACUCUUCCUCCGGUGGCGCCAGUCGCUACCGAGUCUGCAGUAAACAUGACGGAGCUACUUAUGAUUCGAGUAUUAGAGCUCAUGGAUGCAAAGUUGGGACAAGGAAUGUCUUUUUUGGAUAUCUUCAAAAACGGCGCCAAAGUUUUCUUGUUCAUCUUGUAUUGUAUCCAAUACAGUCGCACUAAGAAAAUUUGCGAGGUAAGCCUGCGAAAAAUCUUGAAUUAUUUACUAUACUCAAUUAAACUUUGAAAACUUUGUACGUAAAACGCGAAGAAAAUGAAGUCAAAUUGGGAAAAAAAGCGCCAAAGAAGAUAGUUAAAAAAAAAGAAAAGAACAGCGAAUUAGCUGACUCUUUUUCAAUAAUUGAAUGUAGAACUUCAAACUUCCAAGUUUUCAAAAAACAGUGAACUUGCGUCAAAAAUUGAUCGUUUGAAAAAUGAAUAAAAAAAAAGAUAUUUAGAGAAAAAGAAUUCCCUGAAAUGCUCAUUCUAGUGUUAAUUCUUAUUUCGAAACCCUUAAAAUAAAUUAAGGGCUCGAACCGUUACAUCCUUUCACAAAUCUACGUCGUCAACUUUCUCAACUUUUUCACAAAAAAUUUACCGAUGCUUAUAAUAUUGACAGUUGCUAAAAUAUCCUACGUUUUUAUUGCACCAAACCAAUACAGACCGACUCUAGUUUUAACCGUUCUAGCUGUCACUGCGUUUAUAGACAAGGUUAUACUGUUUCUAGAGAUAAGUCAAUUUAUAUCGUUUUUAGAUAUUCUUGUACCUUUAUGAAAGCGACAUUGUUGUUCUGUUGCUGUUGCUUCUGAGCUUUCAGCGUUCCAUGUUUUGGUUCAAAGAGGAUGUUGGAAAAAGAGCGAGGUCAGUUUACUACGAAAAUCGCAAAAAGAUGAUUUUUGAGAUUGUUUUCUCAAAACAUCCUGAUUCAAGAACAAAAACGUUUUCACGCCUUUAACGGUGUUAUAUGAUGCAUCAUAGACGCUAAAAACCUUAUUUUCUCCUAUUAUUUUCAACUUUGAGGCGUUGUAACUCGAAAAAAAAAAAGAAGAGGCGUAUAAUUCUCAGCGUUUGCUAGGGUAACUGAUCUCAAGAAAACAGGUCGACAAAUCUCAAUUUCCUUGCCCUUUCGCAUCAAACACACAAACUUGCAGAGUUUUGUUGAAACUCCUGACUUUGGCUGUUUGGGUGGUGGGUCUUUUUGGGAUCGCUAUGAUGUGGAGUGGGUGUGGGAACGAAUGUCCCAUCGGUUCUUUUCUCGAAAGGAAUUUCACUUGCGAUAAUGGCAAAGAAGCCUCGGUUUCAUGGCAUACCUAUGCGAUUGUGAGUUUCGAACCUUUUCUUCACGUCUAAAACAUAAAUUUCAAAGAAAAAAGUCAAAAUUCAGGCUCAUCUUUUGCUGCAGCUUUUCGUCCCGAUUGUGACUUUUGUUAUGUUUUUGAAAAUAGUGAAGGAUUGUCGGGUGAAUCAAAAGGAGGAGCUUCCGACUACAUACGAGCUCGUUAUCGGCUAUCAGCACUUGCCGUUGAUCAUAAUCACAGUUGUCAGUUUGAACGAUUUUGUUAAUCAAAUUAAAAAUAUCAGCUUCAAGUGGUUUGAAGUGUACUUUUCAAUCAUUUUUUUUCAAAAUUAUAAGUGGAAAAUUCCCUAUGAGAAAAUUGGAAAUAAAGUACAUGUUUUCAGGCGAAAUGGCUAGCCGUUGUGUCGACAUUGAUCAAAGUGACAAGCAUCCGUCCCGUUACUUCGUUUGUUCUUUGCCAAAACGACGAAAUCUACUCGAUCAUCAUUCCUUUAUCGUGUAUCCUCGUCAAAUUUAGCCAUUCCCAACGUUUCUACUUGUUCAAAAUCAUUUACAAAGGUGCCGUCAAAAAUUCAAACACACACUCGGUAGAAAGCGGUUGA